This is a messenger RNA of Arabis nemorensis, 2283 nucleotides long. The record is from the annotation of a GenBank genome assembly. Lineage: Eukaryota; Viridiplantae; Streptophyta; Magnoliopsida; Brassicales; Brassicaceae.
AUGAAGUUACAGGGUCUGUUCUUGUUCUUGGUGGCUUUUUUCUCUCUUGCCUAUACGCAGCUGGUCAAGGGGCAACCUCGCAAGGAUUGUCAAACUAGUUGUGGCGGCUUCGCAGUUGAGUACCCAUUCGGCACUUCUCCGGGUUGUUACUAUGCUGGAGAUCCUAGUUUCAAUAUCACAUGUAACAAGAGAGAUGAGUUAAUCUUUGGUGACAAUAAAGUGAUCAACAUCUCUCAUAGCGGUGAGCUACGUGUAUGGGUUAAUAUUUCAUACGCUUGCUACAAUAGCCAAGGAAAUUUGAGUGAUUCUCUUUACUAUACUUAUACCCUGGGUAAUUUAUCUCUCUCUGCCAACAACAAGUUUACUUUAGUAGGCUGUAACGCUGUGGCACUUCUGAGCACUUACGGAUUGCGGAAUCACUCAACUGGAUGCAUGUCAUUAUGCAGUUCUCAACCGGAGGCAAAUGGAGAAUGUAAUGGUGAAGGUUGUUGCAAAACAGACAUCUCUGUCCCUUUGGAUAACUAUGGAUUCCAAACUGCCCCAUCUCGCUUGGCCUUAGAGAAUAUGACUUCUCUACAUCAGUAUAAUCCUUGCACCUACGCCUUUCUCGCCGAAAAUGGUACUUUUGAAUAUGAUGCUUUGAAAGAUCUAAAGAAUAUGCGGAACGUCACUAAGUUCCCUGUGGUACUGGAUUGGUCUAUUGGGAAACAAACAUGCGAGCAAGUUGGAAACACAAGCUUAUGCGGUGGGAACAGCACAUGUUUCAAUUCUACCAGUGGAACCGGGUAUAACUGCAAAUGUUUUGAAGGUUAUGAGGGGAAUCCAUACCUUUCAGACAGUUGUCAAGACAUCAAUGAAUGUACCACUAGUAAUACUAUCCAUAGACACAACUGUUUGGCUACUAGCACUUGUAUAAACACGCUUGGAAGCUUCCGUUGUAAGUGCCCAUCUGGUUACGCCUUAAAUCCCAUUACUAAGAGCUGCAAGCGUAAAGACGUUGGAUGGACUAUAAUUGUUCUUGGUAAGCUUUCAUCAUUGUUUCAGGAUUUAUCGUUUCCUAGACCAACUCAGUCUAUUCAUCUCUAUGUGUUAUCAGGAACCACCAUUGGCUUCUUGGUCCUCCUGCUUGGAGUUAGCUGUAUACAACAGAGAAGGAAGCACCUAAAGAACACCAAGCUCCGACAACAAUUCUUUGAGCAAAAUGGUGGUGGCAUGUUGAUACAACGACUCUCAGGAGCAGGGCCAUCGAAUGUCGAUGUCAAAAUAUUUACUGAGGAAGGCAUGAAGGAAGCAACUAAUGGUUAUGAUGAAAGCAGAAUCUUGGGUCAGGGAGGGCAAGGAACAGUCUACAAAGGGAUAUUGCCGGACAAUUCCAUAGUUGCUAUAAAGAAAGCUCGGCUUGGAGACAAUAGCCAAGUAGAGCAGUUCAUCAACGAAGUGCUCGUGCUUUCGCAAAUCAACCACAGGAACGUGGUCAAGCUCUUGGGAUGCUGUCUAGAGACUGAAGUUCCCUUGUUGGUCUACGAGUUCAUUACCAGUGGCACUCUUUUCGAUCACUUGCACGGUUCCCUGUUUGAUUCUUCUCUUACAUGGGAACACCGCCUGAGGAUAGCGAUAGAAGUCGCUGGAACUCUCGCAUAUCUUCAUUCCUCUGCAUCUAUUCCAAUCAUCCACCGUGAUGUCAAGACUGCUAAUAUCCUCUUGGAUGAAAACUUAACUGCAAAAGUAGCCGAUUUUGGUGCUUCAAGGUUGAUACCGAUGGAUAAAGAGCAGCUCACAACUAUGGUGCAAGGCACUCUCGGUUACUUGGACCCCGAAUAUUACCACACAGGGUUGCUGAACGAGAAGAGCGAUGUUUACAGCUUUGGGGUAGUCCUCAUGGAACUGCUCUCAGGUCAAAAAGCUUUGUGCUUUGAAAGGCCACAGACCUCAAAACAUCUAGUGACUUACUUUGCUUCUGCCAUGAAAGAAAAUAGGUUGCAUGAAAUUAUUGACGGGCAAUUGAUGAACGAGGAUAGUAAGAGGGAGAUCCAGGAAGCUGCAAAAAUUGCUGUUGAGUGUACAAGAGUGACGGGAGAGGAAAGGCCAAAGAUGAAGGAAGUAGCUGCAAAGCUAGAGGCCUUGAGAGUCGCAAAAACCAAACAUCAAUGGUCGAAUCUGUAUCCUGAAGAAACUGAGCACUUGCUAGAUGUUCAAAUCUUAUCAGCAGAAGGUGAUACUAGUACCACUGGCUAUGACAGUCUCAAGAAUGAAGCAAGGUUGCACAUUGAAACUGGCCGCUGA